AUGCUUAGAGGUAGUACAUUAAGACCAAUUAUUCGUAGCAAUGUCAAUAGAUACGUGAAAUCGGCAUUUCAUAGCAGUGUUAAGUUGAAUGCUGGGUCAGUAUUUAAGAUGCCCGCAAUGUCACCUACUAUGACGGAAGGAGGAAUUGUUUCUUGGAAAUUUAAGGCAGGAGACGAAUUUUCAGCAGGAGAUGUGUUGUUAGAGGUUGAGACUGACAAGGCCACCAUUGAUGUCGAGGCACAGGAUGACGGUAUUAUGUGGGAGGUUUUGGAAAACGAUGGGGCCAGUGGAGUGGCAGUUGGAAAGCCGAUUGCUUUGUUGGCGGAGCCGGGCGACGAUUUAUCGAGCUUAGAGAAGCCAUCUUUAGAGUCAGAAGCGCCAAAAGCAGCCAGCGAGGAAGCACCUAAGAAAGAGGCCAAGGAGCAACCAAAAGAACAACCAAAAGAACAAUCUAAGACGCAAAAAGCAGAGAAGACCCAACCAAAGAAGAGUGGAUCAGAUACCGAUUCCGGAAGCGUAUUUUUGAGUGCUAAUCCUAGUCAAAAACUUCUGCCUUCUGUUGAAUUGUUAUUGCACCAGAAUAACAUUUCGGCAGAUGAUGCCAUUUCCAAAAUACCAGCCUCGGGUCCUAACGGUAGAUUAUUAAAGGGAGAUGUGUUGGCUUACGUCGGAGACAUAAAGAAGGAUGCUGUGGUCAGUAUUGCCAAAUUUAUCAAGUCUAGAGAACGCUUGGACUUAUCGAACAUUAAAUUAGCGGAACCAAAACCAAAAGAUGCCGGUAAGGCAGAAAACAUCGAACCAGAAAAACCCUCCAAUAUCUUAACGGUCGAAAUGACCUCAGAAUUCCCAGAAGAUAUUUCUAAAGACAAAUUUAAAUACGCAUUCGAAAAAUCCAUCAAAUCAGCCAUAAGAAUUACCUACGCCCACAGAUUCCCCGAAUACUCAUCCUCGCCUUCUGCCUCCUCCUUGGUCGAAUCUGAUUUGUUUGAUGACUUAUUGGCUCCAUCCGUCACCAAGAACAGAUUCGAAGUCUACGAUGUCAAUUACAAUUUCUUUGGAUCGGUAGCAUCCCCAACGUUAUCUGCGGCCAUUGCCGAUGAGUUCGAUGAGAUUUUAGGUUUAUCCGCACCAUCUCCUUCUGUAUCCUCUAUUUCAGAUGAAGGCAUGCAUAGUGUUAAUGUUGAAUUCAAGAUUAAAUUUAAUGAAUCCUUAACUGACUCAAAAGCAUUUGUUGAUUACUUUGAAGGCUCCUUACUUUCUCAAAUUCCUAGCAGAAGGCUUAAAAUUACAAACUAA
Messenger RNA from Debaryomyces hansenii CBS767, 1296 nucleotides. It is a transcript of the gene PDX1, whose product is annotated as Pdx1p. Gene Ontology annotation, biological process: pyruvate decarboxylation to acetyl-CoA. NCBI's taxonomy places the organism in Eukaryota, Fungi, Ascomycota, Pichiomycetes, Serinales, Debaryomycetaceae. Gene Ontology annotation, cellular component: pyruvate dehydrogenase complex. Gene Ontology annotation, molecular function: dihydrolipoyllysine-residue acetyltransferase activity. The record is from RefSeq and is a predicted model, not a curated record. The transcript has a single exon. The coding region runs from base 1 to 1296 and encodes 431 amino acids.